Molecule: messenger RNA, 5392 nt
Organism: Vitrella brassicaformis
Lineage: Eukaryota; Vitrellaceae
Source: the annotation of a GenBank genome assembly
CGGUUUUUGAAUGAGUUUUGAUCCCUCGAGGACUCACACGAGCUGCCGGCGGUGCAUACAGACCCAACCCACUUGUAUGCAGGCCUUGCGGUGGUCUUUCGGCGUGCGAUCGAUUAUACGUAUCUGUAUCUCUCCUCGCUCCCUCGCUCUUUGGGAGAGCUGGUGAGUGAUAGAUACCUGACGCGCGACUGACGCGACGCUCGUACGCUGAUCGCCUUGUUUGUGAUUGCCCCGUGACAGCGAGGAUAGAGACGGUAUGGGCGGUAGGGGGGACGACGGCCGUGUGGGCACCGUUGGAGAAAGCGAAUGCGUGUGUGGUGUAGAUGUGGUCCUUGUGGCACAAGAGAAGGAGAGACGACGCUUGUGGACGCGAGAGGAGGUGGGUGUGCUUGUGUGCGUUGGUUGCCGGUGUGUACGGGGACGUGCUGGUCGGUCCGGGGUGUGUCUGUAGUCCUUCACUCCUUCACAGUGUGCUUGUGCUCCUCCCUCCCUCUCUCUCUGUGUGUGCAGGCCGGCGGAUGAUCUGUGUACAGAUGAGCGGACACACACGCAUCAAGAGUGAGUGAGAAAGCAAAGCACAUCAUUCCCUCUCUCGAGCAGACACGUGCAUCUGUCUGUCUGUCUGUGUUUGUAUCUAUCUGCCUCUGUGCGUGUGUGUGCUUAGUUACUGUGCGGCCCUCUCGAGAAUCCAAGACACAAAGUUGCCCUCUCGGAUGGAGGACAGCAAGGGUACGUACGUUCGCUGCCACAGCCACACACACACGCACAGUCACAUUCGCAUUUGUGUUUCUGUGUGUGUCGUGUAUGUGUGCAGAUGUGGUAGAGGCGUCCCCCACGCAGUUUAUCAGUGUGAGUCGCGAGAGCCUCAACACAUCCAUGGUGACUAUACAGUGCGACACCGACUCGCCAAUCAGCACACAGGUGAGUUGAGUGAGUGCGGGCCCAGACACCCACACACCAACCGUACAGUCAGUACACCUGUGUGUGCGAAUGAAUGAAUGUCCUCACUCAUUCUUCGUCUGUCUGCACAUGUCAUGUAGGCCCAUCCUGACCCCUCCUGCCCCCCUGCGCUUGCUCACACCCACGAGCAGCAGCAGCAGCAGCCCAAGAUAUCACAGGACAAAUACGCUGUGGUACAUACACACACACACACACACACGCACACGCACAUCCAUAUUGGUUCAAAUUUGGUGUAUGUGUGUGUGUGUGUGUAGAAUUUGGCUCAGUUCAAUCAUUUUGUGUCGACCCACCCCGUCCCGAAGCAGCAGCAGAUAGGCCCCAACACGCGGCUGGCGGGGGGCAGCAGGAUGAAGAUGCUCACACACCACCAACAGCACUACACCCAACAGCCGCCGCCCCUCAGACAACACGGUGAGGGAGUGAACACCUGAUGCGAUGCUUCAAAGUGCAUUCGUGGUGAUGGAUCGUUGUGUCUCUGUGUGUGGGUGUGUGCAGAUGUGUCGCCGGUGGCGGCACGGCAAGCCGUUUCCCCGCUCCCCCCCGCACCAGCAGCACCACCUCUCAAGGAGAACAGAGUGCAGGUACACACACUACCAACACACACACACACACACACAGGAGGGUGCAUUCAUCGCCGUGUGUAUGGUGCCAUGUCUUGAAUGUUCCUACAGCCGCCUGCCUCACCGCCCCAAGAGCCUGCCCCUGCUGUGAGUGUGCCUGUGUCGUCAGUGCGGCAACAAUCGGACGGCAGCCGGAGGGAGACCCACGGACACACUGACGCAUCGGUGUCCGCACCGACACGCAAGCAUGGCCACAGCCGUGAUGGCAGCAGCGGCAGCGGCAGCAGGCACAACCACAACGGUCGCCACCACAGCAGCCAGCGGAAGGCUCCCCCGACAAUCACUGUGACCAAGCCGCCCGACGACCUGCGGAUCUCCAUGCCGCCAUUGCACAUGAAUGGCGACACUAAGGGUGUCCAUAAGGGCGGCGGGGGUGGGGGCGAUAUAGAUUUAGAGAGCGGUGUCGAGGUCAUGACCACCAAGACAAUGCCCAAAGACAUCAAAAGAGGUAGGAGGAGGCAUGUCCGUCCAUCCAUCCAGCCAGCCAUCCAUCCAUGUGAUCUCUCUCUCUCUCUCUCUCUGUAUCUCGCUGUGCGUGCGUCGACGUCAGCCUUUUCGCUCAAGGUUUACACGAUCAUCUUUGUGCAGCUGGUGGUCACCGUCGGCAUCGCCAGCGUAUUCAGCAUCGGUACCCAUUUACACAAUUAAGACACACAGAAGACGGCUGCACGUCUGUCUGUGUGCUCUGUGUGCUCCCUUUGUGUGUGUGUGCUCGCUUCAGAUCCGCGUGCGUCGGCCUUUGCGAAAAGCAGCAAGUGGUUCCUCAUCGGAAUUGCCGUCUUCUGGUACCUACGCAGGCAGAGAGGCACUCCUUCCCACACAUCCUUCACACGCACGUGUGCAUGCCAUUGACGUGUGCUGUGCAUUCAGGUUGGCGUCUCUGUGUUCGAUGGCCUUUUUUGCCGACUGUGUGCGCCUCUUCCCUCAAAACUUUAUCCUGCUCGCCAUAUUCACUGCAUGCGAAGGUAGGUACAGACACACAGUGACACCAACUGGCGCAUCCCACCAACAUACAAGCGCGCAGAGGACCUAAGUGUGUGUGUGUGUGUGUGUCUGUGUGUGUGUGUAGGAGUGAUAUUGGGUCUUGCCUGUGCCCAGCUCUCGUCGACCAUACUGCUGGUAUGCUCACAUUGUGUGCUCACACAUCCAUUCGUGUGCUGCCAUUGUGCGUUUGUUUGUGUGUGUGUGUGUGUGUGUGUGUGCAGCUGGCCUUCUCGGGCACGGCGAGUGUGGUCUUGGUCAUGACACUGAGCGCCUGUCUUGUCAGAAGCAAAGAAGUCGGCACCAGGGUAUGUAUGUAAUCACGCGCACGCCUUGUUUGUUGUCUGCUGUGUGUGUGGACUCACUCGGCAAUGUGUGUGUGUGUGUGUGUGCAGUUAUCUCUGAUACUGGCGCUCGCGACCAUAGUCGUGUUCUUCGUGUUGACCUUCACUCUGCUGGGGCAGAAGAUCCGCAUGGAAACUGUAUGGGGUACGUCCGUCACGCGCACAGACGCGCGCACACAUCCACAGGCAGCAACUCAUGGGAUGGAUGGAUGGAUGGAUGUGUGUGUGUUCAGGGUGUCUGUUGGCCUUGUUGUUUUCGGGGUUUAUUGUGUACGACACGCAGGCCAUCGUGGGGGGCGGACACAGCAGGUAGGUAUAGUUGACACACACACACACACACACACAUAUUUCCAGACGCACACCCACGACGAAUGUGGUUGGUGCUCUCGUUCAGGUUUGUGUUCACACCGGAUGAUUAUGUGUUUGCGGCCUUCUGUCUCUACUACGACAUCGUCACGUAAGCGAAACGGCCCUCCCACCCACACAUACAUCCGCCCACUGUGUGUCGGUUCAUGUGUUUGUGUGCAGGCUGUUUCUGGUGCUGCUGUGUAUUUUGGGCAGCUAUGCCAGACAGGCCGUGUGACAUAGGAUGGAGGGAGGGAUGGAGGGAUGGGUGCGUGCAUGGCAGCGCCAUUGCGCGACCAACGCGAUCGAUGCAUUAUGCAUUAUCAGUCCACUGUGUCGGUCGGGCAGUGAGUACACACACACACACACAUAUACACACACGUGUACAUAUGCACCCGCCCGCCUACCUAUAUGUAUACAUAUAUAAUAAACCGCAUUGCGGAGGGGGAGAGGGAGGGGGGGAAGGAAGCUCGUUCGUUUCUUUGUUGCCUGGCUGUCCGAGACGGCUGGAGAGAGGGGGCGAGCCGCGGUUGGACAUCACAAUAGCACGCAGUCGACGCUAAGAAAGAGGGGAUGAGAGGAUUUGUGAGUAUACGUCUACGUCUAUCUGUAUGUCUGUCUGUCUGUAUGUAUGUGCAUGCACUGCAUUUGUGCGCGCGGGGAAGGAAGAUGGAGAGAGGGAGGGAUGGCCGUGGGCGGUGCGCUGAUGCGUGCAUUCAUUAUUCCUGUGGGGGAGGGGGGCGGGUACAUGAGGAAUGGGCCAGACCACAUGGGGGUUGAGCGAGUGAGAGCUCUUUGGUCAUUUCCGUGUAUCUUUUUGUGGGCGGUGUGCACGUCUGACGCCCACUUACACACACACAUACACACACACACUCAUUCCUGUCCGUCUGUCUGCCUGUCUGUCUGUCUCGGUCAUAACCUUCUUUGCUCCCCGGCUGUCUCUUCUCCGCUUGCUUGUCUGUCUGUCUGGUGUGAGUCAUGUGCCGUUCGUCUGUUCGCCUGUUCGCCGUCUGUCUGUCAGUCAGCCAUGUUUCCAUCGCUUUUGCUCUUUCCGUUCCCCACCUCUCUGUCGACCGUCGGCCUGUUCGUCUGUUCGUCUGUCUGUCAGUGGUGUCCUGCCGGGUUUUUCCAGCACACACACACGCACUCUCUGUGGGGGGCGGGCCUCUUUGCGUGGUGUGGUGUAUGGGCGUCGUACGUGGACACCCAGCCAGCCAGCCAGCCAUGUGGGUGGCUGGCUGGUGCGUGGAUGUCACUCAUGCUCAUCGAUCUGUCUUGCUCAUUUAAGCUUCUUGAGUGGAUGGGUCGGUCGGCAAAUUGACUUACGUACGUAAUGGCUGGGUGGCUAGCUAGCUAGACACGGAGAGGGAGGGAGGACUUACUUAUAUCUAUCUCGGCACAUUCUAUGCAUGUGUCACUGACGCAUGCGGCAUGCGCCCACUGAGUGUACAGGUGGCGUCCCCUUCUAUCUAUCUCGCUCUCCCCUCCCUCCCCUUGGUGUGCGUGUGCGGCUGCGAUGGAGUGGAUGGAUGGAAAGGUGAGUGAGGUGCCUUGUGGUCCGUGUGGGCGGUGGCGAUUGAUUGGAUUGUACAUACUGCAAAGCAUUAGUAUGUCUGUCUGUCUGUCUGUGUGGGUGCGUGGCCGUGUGCGCUGUCUCUCUCUCCGUGUGCCCGCCUCUCUCUGGUUUGCCCUUCAUUGAUUCCUUCAUGGUGUAAUGAUGAUUAUCUAUCGUCAUGUGUGUAUCUGUCAGUCUAUCUAUGAGUCAUUUUUCGGUCACGCGUUUCAACACGAAUCAAGUGACUCACCCACUGACUCACUCAUCUAUCUGCCCACCCCCCUGUCCACCCACAGCCACUCAGCUGCCCCUCCCUCCCUCCCUGCCUCCCCUCUCUCUCCACGCCACACAGAGGUGUGUGUAUCUAUCUGCGUAUGUAUCGUCCAUCCGUCCAUCCAUCUGCGUGUCUAUCUGAGUGCAUAAAUUCGCUCAAUUGAGGACACUCACACACGCGGAGAGAUCAAUGACACACGUGUGUAUUCAAGUGUACUGUGUUGUGUGUGACAGACAGACACUGCGUGCCCGUGCGUAUUUGUGACCCAUCCCAUCAAGGAACGCUUGGCCGUCAGUCAACCAUAUCACAUGUG